AUAUUCAGACCGAGAAUAAGCUCUCAAAGUGCUAAAGUAGUUUCCUCUGUUUAUUUCUGGUCCAGCAGAGUCGGUGUGAAGAGACUGAUUGACUGACUGACUGCAAAAGGAAAUCAGCAGAAGAUUGUGCAGAUUGAGGUUUAUCCAGAUUUGCCUUUAUUCCUGCAAGAUGAGGAUCCAGGUGAAGUUCAUCACUGGUUCAGUAGUGGAUCUUGAGGUGGAUCCAUCCAUCCAGGUCUCACAGCUCAAGAACAUGAUCUUUCUGAAAACCCAGGUGCCCGACCACCAGCAACGGCUGGUGCUACAGAACGGCAACAGAGUGGAGCUGAGUGAUGAGCAGCGUUUGUGCCAGUUCAACGUGACCUCCAGCAGUACCAUCCUCCUGAUCGUCAAGGACAACAGCCCCAUCCAAGUGUUCCUGAAGAAUGAGAAGGGGAAGAUAAGCACACACAUGGUUCAGCCCUCAGACUCAGUCACAAGUUUUAAAGAACGGGUUAGCCGUCAGGAAGGAGUUCCUCCCAAUCAACAGCGCCUGUUGCACAAAGAGAAGCAGCUGGAAGACGGAUACAAACUGUCCGACUACAACAUUCAAGCUGAGAGCACCAUCUGCCUCCUGCUCCGUCUGCGUGGGGGCUAACCUCAGCCUCAGCCGCUCGCUCCAUCAAUAGAAAAAUGAAUCCUUUCCCUGUCCCUGGGACCUUCUCCCUGCCACCAUCACAUCCAAUCGACUAUGGUUCAGCAUCCGAUCGGCUCUUAGAACUUUUUAUUUAAUGCUAUUCUUGAUGAUCACUCAGCAAAACCCUCCUAUUUUGGUCCCAGUUUCCCCCCACUAUUGCCCAGUAUUUGAUCAGUGCUCCCAGCCAUGUUGCUGGCCUGAGUGUGACCUCUUUGAUUUUAGUAAAGACCUGUUUGGAGUUGGGGUACAAAUCAGCCAUGAUGUCGUAGAAUGCUGGAACAGGCUUGAGAGGCUGAAUGGUCUACUCCUGCUCCUAUGUUCCUAGUAUCUGUCUUGGUCUAAUGGGGCACAGGUUGCACCAGGGAGGGACCAUGCUAUGGCUUUGAUCUCAGUCCACACGCUGGAACUCUUUCCCACAGUCCUUCCGCCUCACCCCCUCUCCUGCCUCCUUCAAGUCCCAUCUAAAGAACUUCCACUUGGACCGUGCUUUCGACCAUCCUCCCACCCCCACCUCCCCUGCUGUCCACCUCUCCUGACCCCAAUUCUGAUCCAAAACCCUGAUUUUCCAGUGCCCUGGGACGUCUUUCCGACGUGAAGGGUGCUAUACAAGUGUAAUUUAUUGUUGUCGUUGCCUGUAGUUAGCGCGGAGGGACCAAGACUGCCCCAGGCCGAGAGCUAAAGGCUUCCACCAUCUGGUCUGGCCCUUUCUCUGGUCAGUCACAUUGCACCUGAGGUAAUGAACACACCCUAACCCUAACCCUGAUCAUCCUGUUACUGCAGUAUUUCAAGCUCAUACUUUUGUUGCUCUCUUGUUGCCACAGCAAACGCACUUUUAUCUUGCUCGUAAGUACUCCAAUAAAAAUUUGUAUUU
Molecule: messenger RNA, 1547 nt
Organism: Callorhinchus milii (elephant shark)
Lineage: Eukaryota; Metazoa; Chordata; Chondrichthyes; Chimaeriformes; Callorhinchidae
Product: polyubiquitin-like
Biological process (GO): modification-dependent protein catabolic process; protein ubiquitination
Cellular component (GO): cytoplasm; nucleus
Molecular function (GO): ubiquitin protein ligase binding; protein tag activity
Source: RefSeq, marked provisional